Messenger RNA from Hippocampus comes (tiger tail seahorse), 5275 nucleotides. RefSeq names its product intraflagellar transport 140 homolog (Chlamydomonas) (gene ift140). Gene Ontology annotation, molecular function: protein binding. The record is from RefSeq and is a predicted model, not a curated record. The transcript has 30 exons. Gene Ontology annotation, biological process: intraciliary retrograde transport. The coding region runs from base 656 to 4969 and encodes 1437 amino acids. NCBI's taxonomy places the organism in Eukaryota, Metazoa, Chordata, Actinopteri, Syngnathiformes, Syngnathidae. Gene Ontology annotation, cellular component: intraciliary transport particle A; axoneme; ciliary basal body.
GCAUGAACAAAUAUUUUGGGUCUCUUUAGUAUAAGUUACAACAUAUUAGAGUGAUACAACGACAUUUAUGAUAUUUUUUAAAUUGCUGUUGAAUGCUGAAAAUACGUGUAUGUUUAAAGGAUUUUUUAAAUUUUUAUUUUGAGCAAUAUAUUUCUCCUUAUCGUUCGUUAGUUUUUUUAAUAGCAGAACGUGACUCGUCACAUUUCGGCCAUAUUCGUUAAUUUCCGUAACUCCUCCUCCAGUGCAACCUGGGAUGUUGUUAGGGGCAACUGUCAGAGACGCUAUUGUAGCCACACAGGGCAAAACGUUUUCUAAGAAUGCCUGGAAAUUAACAGCUAAUUGGGUGGUGUAGGCAAGUCUUGAAAGAAAAAUCCUCGUCCGGUCCUGUUGUUUAGAAGAGCGCCAUUGAAGGUUGAGGCUAAGUUUGGAUAAUGAAUCCAAGCUAGCCGAGGUGGGGAAAUCCAAAAUGGAUGCCGCCUGGAGUGAUUUUGUUGAGCGAGCUGCCUAGAUGUAGACUAACACCAUCGGUAACACCGUUUGGAAGGAAAGACGCUUACGAGGGUUCAGGGGUCGAAGCUCAGUUGGUGCCCUCCUAUGUGGAUUUGGUGUGUCAUUUAUCAGCCAUCUUUCUAACCCACUUCGGUACACUGAGGACAUGGCGGUGUAUUUUGACCACCGUGUUGAGACCCCUGAAAAUUGUGAGGACCCCUCUCAGUUGACGUGGCACUCAGCUCUGUCCAUACUGGCUGUGGCUUCACGAAACUCAAGCACUGGAGGAAAUGUAAACAUCUACUUACAGCAGGGAGAGCAUGUGGAGAGCUGCCAUGUUGAGCGUCCUCAUCGGCCUACGAUGCUUUGCUGGCAUCCCAUAAAGCCAGUGUUGGCUCAGGGCUGGGAGAAUGGCGAGGUGCUGCUUCUGUUACACCCUUCCGGGGAUCAAAAUGUCCUGCCGAGCACGCACACGGCGCACAUCACACUGCUGGAGUGGAGUAGCUCGGGAACUCGCUUGGUAACUGGGGACCAGAGCGGAACUGUAGCUGUUUGGAAGGUGGAUGCCAGAGGGAGACUUCAAGGGAACCAUCAAGUGAAGCAUGCAUACAACUCCCCCAUCACUUGCUGUUUAUUCAAACCAAGUUCGCCCGGAGACGACGUGAAAAUGCUGGCCCGUGCAUCAGUGAGUGGGGAUGAGAACGCUUUGGACAUGUUCAGCUGGAAGGGGGCGCCUCUCAAGAUGGGGCCGCAAGAGGGCCUUGCUUUCUAUGUCAGCACUGCAGAUGGUAAUGUACACAGUGUGGACGAGCAUGGGAAAACAAGCAUGCUCCUCAGUAUGGACGGUGCCAUCAAGAAAAUGUUCUACCUGGAGACCAGGGAGGUGCUUACAGUCAUCACUGACACGAUGAUGCUGUCACAGUACACUCUGGGACCAGAGGGGGAUGCCCAGGAAUUUCAAAAGGUCAAGCUGAGCAGUAAGAGUGGCCAAAGCGUCGACAUCGUGUGGGCACAAAAUGGUCUCGUUAUCACAGCCACAGGAGAGCAACUCAUCAGGUUAUGGGAUCUUGAGCGAAACGAAAACUACGCAUUGUCUCUUGAUGAGACUCUUGGCUUUGAGAGGGGCGAGAUGAUCAACUGUGUUUCCUACUGUGCAGGGAAAGAAAUUCUUGCCGCUGGCACCAGUCACGGACGCAUAGCAAUGUGGAAGAUGGCGGUGCAUCCCGACCGCAGCAGAAGUGACACAAAAGCCCAGUGGAAGCUUCAGACUCCCACGGAAAUAGAAGGAAACGUCACUCAACUGCAGUGGGGCACCAGUCUGAAUCUGCUGGCAGCCAACAAUUCCGCCACGGUGGUCAUCCUGCACGAGCACGUAAUGUCAGCCCACUGCAGCCAACAGGUGGCAGCGGUGCAGUUGACGCCGACCCAGCUCAGCAUCACCCAGUUCCACACAGGGCUGCACCUGGCUCUGCAGUCUGAAAUGCACAUCAAGGGAGUCUGUGUGACCAAGGAUUCUGCAACGGUUUGGAGCGGCAAACAGGUCACUGUGUUUGAGAUGUCAGGGGCUGCCCUACAUAAUAAAGGAUCGUUCCCUUGUGACUCCCAUGUAGUAGCUGUACAUGGUGAGAACCUUUACACCGUGGAACCUAACAGAGUCCAGAUUCGCACACCGCAGGGCACAGUGAAACAGCUCUUGAAUUUCUCCAAAGCGGAGGGCAACCCAGUGCUCCUCAGUGUGUGCCAGUCUUACCUGGUGGUCGGCACAGAUACGUCGCAUAUCAGAGUUUUUGAUCUGACCCGAAGAGAUGCUAAAGCUCACUGCAAUGCUAAGAACCUGACUGACCAGAUUCCCAAUCUGGGAGCCCUGCGUUCUGUCAAGUGUAACGCCAAUGGCAGCCAAGUCAGCAUCUUAAUCACACAAGUGAAUGGUCGACCUGACCAAAAAGUGUACUUCUAUGACAUCGAAAUGGACACAGUGACACACUUUGAUUUUUUCACUGGCAGACCACCCAGUGGUAUCUCACAGCCCGAAGACGGUGACAGACAGCAGUUUCAGGAGAGCGAGCUGAGCGGCCGAUGCCCUGUAUCGCACUUCUGGGAUGAGAGUGAACCUCGACUCUUUGUGUGUGAGACUGUGCCGGUCAGCUCUGAAACCUCUUCAUCUGGUUACUGGGACACGGUGGAUGUGUCAGUGGUGACGCUCUUCUGUACUCAGGAACAUGGCCUCCUCUUGCAGGACUGCUACCCCAAACCAGCAGGACUACAGGCCCUCCUUGCUCUUGACGUGCCUUACUAUUAUUUCAGCUGCAAGGAGGUUUCCGCCACAUCAGCGCCAGCAAAUCAGAGCCAGCCAUCACGAGGGUCCGUGGCCCUCUUCCCCCAAAUGGUCUCCAGGCGAGCGCUCAGGGACUUUGAAGGUCUGGAGAACUGCGACAAGUCCACACGUGACGCCAUGCUCAACUUCAGCUUCUACCUCACCGUCGGCCACAUGGACGAAGCGUUCAAGUCCAUCAAACUCAUCAAGAGCAAAGCAGUAUGGGAAAACAUGGCGCGCAUGUGUGUGAAAACUCGCCGGUUGGAUGUGGCCCGAGUGUGCCUCGGCAAUAUGGGAAAUGCCAGGGCAGCGAAAGCUCUGAAGGAGGCCGAGACAGAGCCGGAGCCAGAGACCCACAUUGCGGCGUUGGCCAUUCAGCUCGGAAUGCUGGAAGAUGCUGAGAAGUUGUACAAGAGCUGUCAACGCUAUGACCUUCUCAACAAUCUCUAUCAGGCGGCUGGCCAAUGUGAGAAAGCGCUAGAAAUCGCUGAGAAUCACGAUCGCAUUCACCUACGCACCACCUACUAUAAUUAUGCCCGCUAUUUGGAGUCCAUGGGUGACAAGAGCUUGGCCCUGGCGAAUUAUGAAAAAUCCGACACUCACCGAGUGGAUGUGCCCAGAAUGCUUCAGGAUGACCCUUUGUCUUUAGAAAUCUAUGUUAAGAGGAUGAAAGACAAGAACCUCUACAAGUGGUGGGCCCAGUAUUUGGAGAGCCAAUCAGAAAUGGAUUCAGCUCUGGACUUUUACGAAUCUGCUCAAGAUUACCUCUCCCUGGUUCGCGUUCACUGCUACAUGGGGAACGUUCAGAAGGCAUGUGAAAUAGCAAUCGAUACAGGUGACAGAGCAGCGUCCUACCACUUGGCUAGGCACUACGAGGGUCACGAGGACAUCAAACAAGCUGUCCACUUCUACACUCGAGCACAGGCCUACAACAAUGCCAUACGACUCUGUAAGGAGAACGGUCUGGAUGACCAGCUGAUGAAUCUGGCUCUGCUCAGCAACCCAGAGGACAUGAUGGAGGCCGCCUGUUACUACGAGGAGAAAGGCGUCCACAUGGACCGUGCGGUUUCACUCUACCACAAAGCCGGUUACGUCUCCAAAGCCCUGGAAGUGGCCUUCGCGACAGAGCAGUUCGCGGCACUUCAGAUGGUUGCCGAGGACCUGAAUGAAAGCUCGGACCCGGCUCUCUUGGCGCGCUGCUCUGAGUUCUUCAUCCAACAUUCCCAGUAUAAAAGGGCUGUGGAGUUGCUGAUCGCGGCAAAGAAGUACCCUCAGGCUCUGGAGCUGUGUGUAAAUGAGAACCUGACCAUCACGGAGGAGUUUGCCGAGAAAAUGACCGCGACGGAUUCAAAAGACUUGUCUGAAGAGGCUCACAAGGAGCUGCUGGAGAAGAUAGCCGAAUGUUGCGUGCGUCAGGGAAACUACCAUCUGGCCUCCAAGAAAUUCACACAGGCCGGAAACAAGCACAAGGCAAUGAGGGCACUGCUGAAAUCAGGCGACACAGAGAGGAUUGUACUUUUUGCCAACGUUUGCCGUCAGAAGGAGCUUUUCAUCAUGGCCGCCAACUACCUUCAGUCUGUAGACUGGAAAAACCCAGAGAUCUUGAAGACCAUUAUUGCUUUUUACACAAAAGGGAGAGCGCCGCACCUGCUCGCUGGCUUCUAUGAAACCCGUGCACAGGUGGAAAUCGAUGACUAUCAGAGCUAUGAGAAGGCUCUGGAUGCUUUGAGUGAGGCGGUUAAAUGCCUGUCCAAAGUCAAAAACUCAGAUGGACAACAGGAAGUCAAACUGGCGGAGCUGCAGCGAAAAAUCACUCUCAUUAAGAAAUUUGUCCACGCCCGCAAGUUGAAAUCCGAAAAUGGUGAAGAGGCACUGAGCAUUUGUGAAGGCUUAUUGGAGGAACCCGAGUUAGACGCCGCUGUCAGGGUUGGCGAUGUUUUUGGUUUCCUGAUCGACCAUCACUGUCAGCACGGCAACUUCAAAACUGCCUAUAGCAAGCUGGAGAAGCUCCAGAAUGUGGUCCCUUCACAAAAUAUCAGAUACUAUGUUAAACAGCCCAACUUGGACGCCCUGCACAAACACAUGGGUCUCACGAUGCAUUCCGGGGACCAAAAACAUCACGAUAAAGAGGAAGAUGAAGUGGAGGAGGACUUGAACGUCCCCUAAAAUCCCAUGAAUGACCUCAGAUUUUUUUCAAAUGAAAUAUUUUUUUCCCGUUGUGUCACUGGGUGGCGCUGUUGUCUACAUAUAGAGGCCAUGUCAGUUUGUUCAUGUCCUCACCCGUGCAAUUUAAUAAGAGCAAAACAUACAAUACUUGUCAAUUUUUUUAUACAUCUCAUCUAUAGCAGUGUGUGCAGAUAUGGACUUUUAUUGUCGUUGUCUAAGCAUCAUUUUGUGUUCACAUUUUACAUGAAAAAUAUACAAUCAAGUCCAUUGUUCACUGUAUGUAUGUAAAUAAAUGUUUUGAAUUUU